AUGGCCGCUUUGAGUCCUGUGUCGACGCACGCCUGCAUCGCCUGCCGAGCGUCAAAGCUCGGCUGUGACAAAACCCGGCCGCAGUGCAUGCGGUGCCUUCGGAUGGGACGGCAAUGCAGUUAUACGCCGCAGCAAAAAGGUCCUCAUAAUGACCUCGCAGUCAUGAAAAGGACGCGCAGAAUGACGAGUCUUGAUGAAACCAGACCAGCCAGGGAUCCAAAGAGAGGUGUCAUACCAACACCACAGAGGCGAAAUCGUAUACCAAAUGCAUGCUCCCGAUGUCGGCAGUCCAAGCUCAAAUGUGACCGGGACCAGCCAUGUGGUCGCUGCCUGAAAGCUAAUAGAGGACACGACUGUCAUUAUGUGGUUGACCCUUUCCCGUCAAACGCGCAAAGUGAGAAGAAACUCGUCCCUCUAUACAAGCAAUCAUACCACAGCGGAUUCCAUUGGUCUGUUCUUGUCGAGAAUAUUGAGAGUCUUUUGAAACAUCAUCGCUGGGCCGGUAUUCACCACGCACAUCCGGAACAAGAGAAACUCUUCUCGUCAAUGGAAAACUUCUUGGGCAAUAGUCCAUUGUCUCAUGCCACGCGACGAACAUUGUUGUCCUAUGUUCCUCCUCGCGAUAUGGCAGAGACGUUCAUUCAGCAUUAUCUUGAUGUGAUCGAACCGUCGCAUCAAAUUAUCCAUCUACCCUCGUUUAGAAACGAGCUCGACGCCUUCUGGGAUAGGCCAGGCAGUAUGGAUGAUGGGUGGCUAGCGCUAUUUUUUGCCAUACUUGCACUAGGUUGUCAAUUACACAACCCAGCCCAAGCGGCCAAACAAUAUGGCGAUUUUGAGGCCCUCCCCGCUCGUUUAUUCGAUGCAGCACAGGCCUUCCUGCAACGCACGCCUUUCAUGAUCCGACCGAAUCUUACCAGCAUCCGAAUUCUCUGUCUCCUCGUGAUCUACAGGCAGACAAGGGGCGCCGUUUGUAUCGAGUUCACUGCACUCUGGCCUGUCACUGGCUUGAUCGUCCGACUUGCUAUCACUCUGGGAUUACACCUGACUGAUCCUACCCAAUACUCACAUAGAGGCGCAGAAAACACCACCUCGCGCAACCGGCUAUGGGCGGCGGUCAUUCUUCUUGACUUACGGCAGGCUCUUGCAGCGGGUAUGCCGGUGAUCCCCCCGGCUGGAAACCUACUCACAGAGCCACUUCUCACGAUGGGACCGGAACUUGUCGGUGGGUCACAGCAAACCGAGUUCCUCUUCCCACUAGUCAUCUACAAUUACCUCCCUCAGAUCUUCAAAAUCCUCGAACUAGCGACCUCGCCUCAGAUCACCUUAUCCUACAAUCUCGUCGUCAAAUAUGACCAGCAGAUCAAAGCACUCCUCAACCACUUCCACAACGCGUUCCUCUCCGCCUGCGCCGAGAACCCAAAUACCGACCCCUUCCAAUGGACAAUGACAAACAUCUUCAUUCGCCGCAUCCUCCUCGCCCUCCACAGCCAACUUUACCAAGAACCUAACGUUAUCACCCGCUACCCGGUCUCCUACUGGUCGUCUCUCGAAUGCAGCCUCGCUAUUCUCUCCGCGCAGCGUGACCUCUGGGACACCGACGGCGACGCGGGUUCCGAAUCAUCAUCAAAAUGCCCGCCGGGGCGCACUCCUGUCAUAGCCCGCCUCUUGCAACAAGAUUUCUUCCUUUCAGCGAUCACCGUCUGCUUCCACCUUGUACAGGCUGAAUCCCCACUGAGCUCUCCAGAGAGCAGUCAAGGGUGCCAGGUGCGGGCGCGGAAGACAAUCCUCGAGUUAUUGGGGUCGUGUCGUGAUAUCUGGGAACGGGAGCAGGAUGUUUCGGUCUGCCAUGGGACGGCGUUUUCAAUGAUCGAUUCAUUGUUGGGAAUUGUGCGGAGUACUGAGGUGGAAGAUGAGAUGGAGAGUAAGGACUUGCUUGCUUCUGGAUGUACCGUUGAUGGCGAGGAAUGUGAGGGUUUCUGCCGUGGGGAUUUGGGGAAGACACAUGAUUCCAUCAAUCCAUUACAGCUACAGGCCUAA
Messenger RNA from Aspergillus calidoustus, 2037 nucleotides. The record is from the annotation of a GenBank genome assembly. NCBI's taxonomy places the organism in Eukaryota, Fungi, Ascomycota, Eurotiomycetes, Eurotiales, Aspergillaceae.